AUGUGGGAUCUGGAGCACUGGAGAUGGGCCGCCAUCCGUACCAUUGUCAACACCAGACUCUACAUCACUCGCUCGUCCUGGCUAGCACCAACCACGCAGCCGGAGCAGGUGAAAAUCUAUCGAAGUUGGCUCUACGUCUAUCCAUGCCGAGUCUUCCUACCUCAAGACCACGAUUCUCAAGCCCAUCCGAAGCUGCCCCUUGUGAUUCGGGUGCACGGCGGCGGCUUCAUGGUCAACAACCCUGCAGUAGACGACCCGUUAGCACGCCACCUAUCAGACAACGCCCACUGCAUCGUCGUCAGUAUUGACUACGGCAAAGCUCCCCAAAACAAAUUCCCGACUGGCUACGAAGACGUAGUCGCCCAAACCCUAGCAAUAAUCGAUGACCCGGAACUCCCGAUAGACAAAUCUCGGGUCGUGUUGUCCGGAACGUCAGCAGGCGGGAAUCUUGUCCUCGGCGCCGCUCAAGAUGCUCGUCUCCGUGACAAGCUGAUUGGCAUCAAUGGCGUCUGUCCCCUCGUAGACAUCGAACGAGACGCUGCCACGAAGAUGGCCACUCGUCCUGAUCCGUCCAUUCCAGACUUCAUAGGCGACACUUACGACGGCAUAGCUAAGCUCUACCUUGACGGCGCCAACCCACCGAAUCUACGUGAUGUGCGACUUAGUCCCAUCAACUUCACUUCUCGGCAGGAUCUACCGGCACAUGUAUUGUUGGUUGGAGUCGAGCACGAUAUGUUCUGUCGCGAGGCACAGGACAUGUUCGACAAGCUGAAGCGCCUUACCCAAGGUGGCAACGAUUCUGAGUCCGUGGAGUGGCAUAAGGUUGCUGGGCAGGUGCACGCAUUUGAGAACUUCCCGAUCAAAGACUCGGUUGAGAAGGAACAGAAGAGGGUAGAGGCUGUGGAGCAGAUGUACUCUGAUAUCGCGAAGUGGCUGAGGAGGGUGUUUGCGUAUAAUGUGUAG
Messenger RNA from Recurvomyces mirabilis, 963 nucleotides. RefSeq lists its product as uncharacterized. Bases 1 to 963 code for a protein of 320 amino acids. Gene Ontology annotation, molecular function: hydrolase activity. NCBI's taxonomy places the organism in Eukaryota, Fungi, Ascomycota, Dothideomycetes, Mycosphaerellales, Teratosphaeriaceae. The record is from RefSeq and is a predicted model, not a curated record. The transcript has a single exon.